AUGAAAAUAUCAGGCUUCUGGAUGAGGCACGUGGCGCUCGGGCUGCUUUGCCUUUUCCUCCUGUCUGCAUUCCAAACAGCAUCUGCUCUACCGAGGAAGAGCAAAGGGAUUAGCAGUCAUCGCUCUGGCAGCGGUAAAGGGAGCUACGGCAUAGGAGGUCUACUUUCUAGUCAUGGCGACAGAAAGAACAACAAUAAACCCGAUGAUAAGAAACACGGGCUCGGCGGACUCUUCGGCCAUGAUAACAAGAACAACGACAAACCCGAUGAUAAGAAACACGGGCUCGGCGGACUCUUCGGCCAUGAUGACAAGAAGAACAACGACAACGACAAACCCGACGAUAAGAAACACGGGCUCGGCGGACUCUUCGGCCAUGAUGACAAGAAGAACAACGACAAACCCGACGAUAAGAAACACGGGCUCGGCGGACUCUUCGGCCAUGAUGACAAGAAGAACAACGAUAACCCCGACGAUAAGAAACACGGGCUCGGCGGAGUCUUUGGCCAUGAUGACAAGAAGAAUAACGACAAAACCGACUCUACUCUGGGCCCCAAAAAGCCAAAGGGUCACUGCAAGCCAAAGGGCAAGGGUGGUAAGGGAGGCAAGGGUGGUAAGGGAGAUAAGGGACAGCAUCCUCCCAGAAACCUGAACGAUAAUGCGAUGGAGGAUGACUACGCCGAUGAGGAGAAUAAUCUCUACGCCAGAGAUGAUGCCGAUGAACUUAGCUGCAGUGACGGCGUACCCAGCAUCGCUAUAAUCAAGGAAGAGAUCAAAGACAAGACAGUGAAGGACUCCUGCCUUUUCUACUCCGGACCUAAGGGUGACCCCUACUCAGUUAAAGCAACGCUGUGGCGCAAUAAGCCAGAAAAUCGCCGGUACCGAAUUCUCAGCAUGAAUUACAGAAAUCCUAAUUGGGACAAACAGUGGAAGGGCGAAGAUCGCAAAGUCGUAGACAGGCGCAUCUCCCAGGCAAUGGCGGAGUUAUGCGUUGGCGAGGUGAUGGUUAUGCUACCUAGCAACACUAAAGGCACUAACUGGGAAAAGGGUACUGUGUGGGAUAAAUACGAGUGGCCAAACCUCAGCUCGGCCGUUACCAAAGUGACUCGGGUUAACCCAGAUAAUGACGACAGAGAGGUGAUCUGGGGGUAUUAG
Messenger RNA from Aspergillus affinis, 1152 nucleotides. RefSeq lists its product as uncharacterized. The record is from RefSeq and is a predicted model, not a curated record. Bases 1 to 1152 code for a protein of 383 amino acids. Lineage: Eukaryota; Fungi; Ascomycota; Eurotiomycetes; Eurotiales; Aspergillaceae. The transcript has a single exon.